Molecule: messenger RNA, 2049 nt
Organism: Pediculus humanus corporis (human body louse)
Lineage: Eukaryota; Metazoa; Arthropoda; Insecta; Psocodea; Pediculidae
Product: suppressor of potassium transport defect, putative
Exons: 13
Coding region: 1-2049 (682 amino acids)
Biological process (GO): cellular response to heat
Cellular component (GO): cytoplasm; mitochondrion
Molecular function (GO): ATP binding; protein binding; ATP hydrolysis activity
Source: RefSeq, a predicted model, not a curated record
AUGGACAAUGAUAAUAACAAAGAAAAUAUUAAUCUCGCAGAUAAUUCUGAAGAUGUAGAAAAAGUAUUGGCUGUUGUCGUGAGAAGAAGGAAAACAAUUCCACAAAAAUGUAUGAAAAUAUUUAAUAAAAUGACAGAAUUAGAAUUGAUACAAUUAAGAUUUAAAAAGUGUACAAAAAUUAAAUUACAUGACAGUACGAUUUUUAGAACUUUCAAUGGAGCAAUAACUAAAAAAUGUAUCAAUUCGUACUUACGACAAUAUUACGUUCCUAAUUUUGAUUUUAUUCAAAAAAUAAAUUUUUACAAAAAUAAUUACGAGCGUUAUCAAAGAAGUAAUGAAAAACAAUGGUAUGACAAUGAUUUUAUUAAAUGGAAAAUCUUACCUGGAAGUUUGUCUUUGGUUGUCGCCGGUUGUUUUGGAGAAAUUAAUGUAAACGAGAAAAGAUUAUUCAGAGCUGCCCAGUAUGGAAAUGAUACCGAAAUAAAAAAUCUAGCAUCAGAAGGAAUGGAUAUGAACACCAGACAUCCAAUGGGAUGGACAGCUCUCCAUGUAGCUUCAAUUAAUAGCAGGCUUGGGGUGGUGAAAGCUUUACUCAAAGCCGGUGCUGAUCCUGAUUUAGGAGACGAUUUUAUUAAUAUUCAAAGAACUGCAAUUGAAAAAGGAUUGCAUUCGAUGAAUGUUUUAAUGGUUCGAGAAGAAGAAUUUAGUAAUAGGCUUAACAAUAGAGCUACCUUUCAAGGAUUUACCGCUCUUCAUUAUGCUGUUUUGGCUGAUGAUGUUGAAGUUAUUGAAGCACUCUUGGAAGGUGGUGCUAACCCUUUGAAAGAAAAUGAUGCUGGUCAUCGUCCAUCUGAUUAUGCAAGAGAAGGAGAUGUUAAAAACAUGUUGUUAAAAUAUGCCGUAAAGUUUGACGAAAUCCAAAAGCAAAGGGAAGCUGAUGAAAGGAGACGAUUCCCAAUCGAAAUGAGACUAAAAGAACAUAUAGUGGGACAAGAGGGACCCAUAGCGAUAGUGGCAGCAGCUAUUAGAAGAAAAGAAAAUGGAUGGGCAGAUGACGAACAUCCUUUGGUAUUUUUAUUUUUGGGUUCGUCAGGUAUAGGAAAAACGGAAUUGGCCAAACAAUUAGCCAGGUACAUACACAAAGACAAACAAAAUGCCUUCAUUAGAUUAGACAUGAGCGAAUAUCAAGAAAAACACGAAGUUGCAAAAUUAAUCGGUGCUCCUCCGGGAUACAUAGGUCACGACGAUGGAGGUCAAUUAACGAAACGAUUAAAAAAAUUUCCAAAUGCUGUUGUGCUUUUUGACGAAGUCGACAAAGCUCAUCCGGAUGUUCUCACGGUUUUACUACAAUUAUUCGACGAAGGUCGAUUGACUGAUGGAAAAGGACGAACCAUUAUGUGUAAAGAUGCUGUUUUUGUAAUGACGUCAAAUUUGGCGAGCGAUGAAAUUGCCGAAUAUGCCAUACAAUUGAGAAAAGAAGCAGAAGAAAUAAAUAAAAAUAAAUAUAAAAUGGAGGGAAAGGGAGAAGACAAUGCGAGUAUGACGGAACAAGUGACCGUUUCGAGGGAUUUCAAAGAGGAAGUUGUACAACCGAUAUUGAAAAGACAUUUUCGAAGAGAUGAAUUUUUGGGAAGGAUAAACGAAAUCGUUUAUUUUUUACCAUUUUCACAAUCCGAACUAUUGAAAUUGGUAACCAAAGAAUUGGAUUACUGGAAAAAAAGGGCAUUUGAAAAACAUGGAAUCGAAUUAACGUGGGAUCCGGAAGUUGCAGCCGCUUUAGCGGAUGGUUACGACGUACAUUAUGGCGCGAGAUCGAUCAAAUACGAAGUCGAAAGACGAUUGAUAAGUCAAAUUGCCGCCGGACACGAACAAGGAGUUGUCACUCCCGGUUGCGCCGUUAAAAUCAAAGUCACUUGGCCGAAAUCGGAUGGAAGUACGAAAACGGAAACGCAUUCGACGUUAAAUCUUCACGUUCGACAAAAAGGACAAAAAGAUUUCGUUGAAGUCGAUCAUUAUGACGCCUACGUUGCCGACAACAUAUUCAUAUGA